Fonsecaea multimorphosa CBS 102226 is the source of this 2529-nucleotide messenger RNA. RefSeq lists its product as uncharacterized. The transcript has 3 exons. The record is from RefSeq and is a predicted model, not a curated record. Lineage: Eukaryota; Fungi; Ascomycota; Eurotiomycetes; Chaetothyriales; Herpotrichiellaceae. Gene Ontology annotation, cellular component: MCM complex; nucleus. Gene Ontology annotation, biological process: mitotic DNA replication initiation; double-strand break repair via break-induced replication; DNA replication. Gene Ontology annotation, molecular function: single-stranded DNA binding; ATP binding; 3'-5' DNA helicase activity. The coding region runs from base 1 to 2529 and encodes 842 amino acids.
AUGUCCGCCGCAAACAGAGGCCCAGGGAACGCCAGCAGGCGGAAAAGGGCUCGCGACGAAGAGGACGAGAUCAUGUCUUCAUCGCCAGCUGCACUCCCUUCUUCUCCGCCUUUGCUCCCCACGAACGAGAAUGAUGAUGAUCUCGGGGAUGAUGAAUUGCAAACGGAGGACGACCUCAUUGGUGACAUUGACGAUGCAGAUGAGAUGGCCGAAGACGAAGAUGGCAUAGACCUGUUUGGAGACAACUUUAUGAACGAUGAACGCGAACGCCGCGACCAAGAGACAUAUCAAGGCCGGAUGAUCGAUGAUGACGGCGAUUACGACGAACUCGACCUGGCUUCCCGACGCCAAUUGGAAGCACGCCUGAACAAGCGCGACCGUGAGCUAGCUCGGAGACGUCGGAUGCCGGCUGCGUUCAUGCCCGACGACGACGAUGACGAUGCUGGCAUCGACUUGACAAAGCAGCCACGGAGACGCCGCCACCACUACGAUGAGGAUCAAGACGACAUGGAUCUUGAUGAGAACAUUAUGGAGGAAGAACUCUCCUUGGAGACAUUGCAAGACGUCAAAGCAUCCAACAUCACGGAGUGGGUCACCCUGCCCUCAGUCAUGAAGACCAUUGCUCGCGAGUUCAAGUCUUUCCUUACCGAGUACAUCGAUGCCAACGGCACGUCGGUCUACGGCACCCGCAUUCGCACUUUGGGAGAGGUGAACUCGGAGUCGCUUGAAGUCUCGUACGAUCACCUGGCUUCCACCAAAGCCAUCCUGGCCUACUUUCUUGCCAACGCUCCGUCGGAGAUGCUCAAGAUCUUCGACAAAGCCGCCUUUGAGGUGGUCCGACUGCAUUAUCCAAACUAUGAACUGAUUCAUCCGGAGAUUCACGUCCGGAUCUCAGAUUUGCCCGUCCAAUAUACUUUGCGGCAACUGCGGCAGUCGCACCUCAACUGUCUUGUUCGGGUUUCUGGAGUGGUGACCAGACGAACUGGUGUAUUCCCCCAACUUCAGAUGGUCAAAUUUACGUGUCAAAAGUGCGGUGUAACUCUUGGCCCAUUUGCCCAGGAGUCAACAUCAGCCGAAGUCAAGUUGACCUUCUGCCAGAGCUGUCAAUCUCGGGGCCCUUUCACGCUGAACAGUGAAAAGACCGUCUACCGAAAUUACCAAAAAUUGACCUUGCAGGAGUCUCCUGGUAGCGUACCAGCGGGCCGCUUACCACGGCAUCGAGAGGUCAUUCUUCUCGCGGACCUCAUCGACAAAGCAAAACCUGGUGAAGAAGUCGAAGUGACAGCGAUUUAUCGUAACAACUAUAGUGGCCAGCUCAACAACAAAAAUGGCUUCCCCGUGUUUGCAACUAUGCUCGAAGCCAACCACGUCAUCAAGACUCAUGAUCAGCUCGCUGGCUUCCGACUGACAGAGGAGGAUGAACGACAGAUCAGAGCCCUUUCUAAAGAUCCCAAUAUCGUGGAUAAGAUUGUCGAUUCGAUUGCCCCUUCAAUUUAUGGGCAUCGGGAUAUUAAGACGGCAGUUGCGCUGUCCCUUUUUGGCGGCGUUAGCAAAGAAGCCCAGGGCAAACACAAAAUCCGAGGUGAUAUCAAUGUUCUACUGCUUGGUGAUCCUGGUACGGCCAAGUCACAAGUGUUGAAGUAUAUUGAGAAGACCGCGCAUCGGGCUGUCUUUGCUACGGGACAGGGUGCUUCGGCAGUAGGUUUGACUGCGUCUGUUCGCAAGGACCCCCUCACACAAGAAUGGGGGCUCGAAGGCGGUGCGCUUGUCCUGGCCGAUCGGGGAACUUGCCUCAUCGACGAGUUCGACAAGAUGAACGAUGCUGAUCGAACUUCUAUCCACGAAGCCAUGGAACAACAAACCAUCUCAAUCAGCAAGGCUGGCAUUGUUACCACACUUCAGGCACGCUGUGCCAUCGUCGCCGCAGCCAAUCCCCAAGGAGGACGAUACAAUAGCACCAUUCCCUUUAGCCAAAAUGUCGAGCUCACGGAGCCGAUCUUGUCUCGUUUCGACAUUUUGUGUGUGGUUCGAGAUACUGUUGACCCCGCCGAAGACGAGCGGCUUGCAAACUUUGUGGUCAACAGUCACGGACGAGCGCAUCCCGCAAGACUCGAGACCGAUGCUGGAGACACUGCCGCCAUGGAAACUGAACAGGAGAAUGCAAUCAACAACGGCGAACCGCAACAAGCAGGAGCCAUUCCGCAGGAGUUGCUCCGCAAGUAUAUUCUGUAUGCCCGGGAAAAGUGCCGGCCGAAACUUUAUCAGAUCGACCAAGAUAAAGUGGCCAGGCUGUUCGCAGAUAUGCGACGAGAGUCUCUCGCAACGGGGGCGUACCCUAUCACAGUCCGUCACCUUGAAGCAAUCAUGAGAAUUGCGGAAGCAUUCUGCAAGAUGAGACUGUCUGACUUCUGCUCUUCGCAAGACAUUGAUCGUGCGAUUGCGGUAACUGUUGAUUCAUUUGUUGGCAGUCAAAAGCUUAGCUGCAAGAAGGCGCUUGCCAGAGCAUUCGCAAAGUAUGUUACCGACUAA